GAGAGAGAGAGAGAGAGGCAGAGGGAGGGGUUGGAGAGGGUGAACGCGAGGAUAGAAGGGAAUAGAAAAGAGACAUGGCUUCCAAGGAGAUAGCCUCCUCCUGUUUCGUCAGUGUAAACAGGGAAAUCACAGAAAGCAUCAGGAAAGCCAUUGACAGAUCGUCAAUCAAGUUUGCACGAGGCAUCAAGCUAGAUACGAAGAGUGGCAAAUCAGAGGACAGGAUACUGGUUCUUACAACAUGGCGGAUCUACCUCCUCGCUGCCAAGGUUCCGGCAAAGGUGGAGAUUACCUUUAAUUUCCUGGAAAUCCGGGCAAUGACCUCUCACCCCGAGCUCCAGGUUGUCAUAGAGACGGACAAGUCCGCCUACUCCCUGAGGCUCCAGUCGAGGGAACACCUGGAUCACGUGAUCAACCACGUGAACUUCGCCCUCUCGCGGAUCUUCAACAACUCGGUGUUUGCUCCAUCCGUCUGUCAUUCAGAAGGCGACGCCUCGGAGGGAAGCAGGAAGGUGUCGCCGAGUUCUGAAACGUCCGUGGAGACGCAGAGAGCCUGUGGUGGGUUUUCAGAGACAUACGCUGCGCUGUGUGAUUACAAUGGCAUCAGCUGCAAGGAGGAAGUGCAGUGGGAUGUGGACACAAUCUAUCACUCUCAGGACAACAGAGAGUUUAACCUGCUGGACUUCAGUCAUCUGGAAAGCAGGGACCUGGCAGUGAUUGUGGCUUCCAUGGCAUACAACACCUGGUUCACAAAACUCUACUGCAAGGACCUGCGCAUAGGGUCAGAGGUGAUGGAUCAGAUUCUUCACACCCUCAGUAAAUCCAGCAGUCUGGAGGAGGUCACCCUGGAGAACACUGGGCUCAGAUCGGACUUCCCUCAGAAGAUGGCCUUGGCUCUGUCAGAAAACCCCGCCUCUGUAAUCCACUCCCUCAACCUGGCGCACAACACGCUGGACAACCAAGGUGUGUCCAGCCUCGUCCAGCAGGUAUGCCGACUAAGCAAAGGCCUGCGUCUGCUCAACCUGUCCAAGACCUCCCUCUCAGCCAAGGGUGUGGUGUCUCUCGCCCAGGCUCUCUGCUCCAGUGAUGAUUACUCAAACUCGCUGCUGCACCUGGACCUCAGCCGCAACCCAGGGGCUCUGUCUGGAGAUGACUCCACGAACCUGUGCCUCUUCCUGUCUCAGCCAAACUGCCUGGUCCACUUGGACCUGUCUGGCACAGACUGUGCUGUGGAGUCGCUGUUUGGAGCUCUCUUGCGGGGCUGCUGUGCUGAUCUCUCCUACCUGAACCUCUCCAAAAACUCUUUCUCUCACAAGAAAAUGAAGGAGACUCUACCCAUGUUCCGUCAGUUCUUCAGCUCGGCCUUCAGCCUCACCCACAUCAGCCUGGCCUCCAUGAAGCUGCCCCCCGAUGCCCUCAGAGCACUGUUCCUUGGUCUGUCCUCAAACCCUCAUAUUAAUGACCUGCAUCUGGACAUCAGUGGCUGUGAGCUCAGGUCCACUGGAGCAGUGGUUCUAGAGGAGUGUCUCCCCAGGCUCUCCUCCAUUGCCACUCUAGACAUCUCUGAUAAUGGGUUGGAUGCAGACCUUCUCUCUGUUCUCCCGGCUCUGUCUCGACAUCCAUCCAUCAAACACCUGCUGCUGGGAAAGAACUUCAACAUCAAGAACAGGGUUCUGGAUGAAGUCCUACAGAAACUGGUCCAACUCAUUCAGGAGGAAGAGUGUGUCCUGCAGUCUCUCUCGGUGGCGGACUCGCGGCUGCGUUCUCGCGGGACGGUUCUGGUGAACGCUCUGGGCUCCAACGCCUGCCUGCGCCGGGUGGACCUGAGCGGGAACAACAUGGAGGACGUGGGAGCCAAGAUGCUGAGCAAAGCCCUGCAGAUCAACACCACACUGAGGAGUGUGACUUGGGAUCGCAACAACACCACGGCAACGGGAUUCUGGGAUGUGGCACGAGCACUGGAACAUAACUUCACCCUCCAGUACAUGCCCCUCCCUCUCAGUGAUGUCACCCAGGCAUACCGCAACACCCCUGAGAAGACUGAGCAGGCACUUGUCAAGAUCCAGAGAGCUCUGCUGAGGAACAACCAGACACAGCGUUUCUCCCAAAGACAGGCCCUGCGCCUGCACCAGGGCCUGGUCACCAGCACCGCCGAGCAGGUGAUGGAGCGCCUGUGUGUGCGUGUGCAGCAGCAGGUGUCUGUCCUGCGGGGGGUCGGGGAUGGGGAGGAGCUUAAAGCAGCCAAACAGGUGCUGAAGGAGGCCCGGAACUCCCGCGCGCUCUACCCCUCUCUGUGUGAGCUGGCCCAUGUGCUCUCAGUAGACGGGCCGGUCAGACAGAAGCUGGACUCGCUGGCAGGAGAACUGGCCAAAGCAGCGGACAAGGAGCUGCAGGUGAUCGUGGACUCCAUGGUUGUCGCCUGUCGGGAGCUCUGCCUCCUCCUCUCGGCGGCCGAGCGCCUGACUCCGCCCCUCUCCUCCGUCUCCGAGCGCGUCUCCAUCCCUCGCUCCACCAUCCGCUCCGCCCUGAUGGAGAGAGCGGCGCAGGACAUCCACCGAGCUCUGGAGGAGGUGAAACUGUCGGUUGUGUCUUAUCUCACUAACUCCAUAGUAGACCACAUUCUGCAGGACCUCUAUGCCACUCAGAAAGCCCUGACUCGACAGGUGUCGCAGGUGAAGCACUGGGAGGCGGCGGGGGAGGGGGGCACUGGCAGGAGAGCACACCGACACCGAGACUCUCUGGACAUCACAGACGAGGAGCUGGGCACCAGCAUAGACACCAUUGCCAUUAAGAAGCGAAGCUCCAGGACCCGGCGAAUUCGCCCUGUGUCCACCAGACUGAGUUUGUGCGAUGACUCCAGCUCCUCUCCCCCCGCCUCGGCUCCGCCCCUCUCCGCUCCCCUCUCCCGCUCGGCAUCAUGGGAGUGCCUGUCCACUCUGCCCACUCAGGGCGCGCCGCUGCAUCAUGUGACCCGGGUCAGGCCGAGGCCCCCACGGAGGCAUCGAAGGGCGCAUGCCCCCGUGGACCCGCAUUGCACAGAGAAUGGUGCUGUGACUCCGCUGGAUGAUGGACUUCCUGAUUUUUACACCAAGAGAGUCUUGCCUGACAGUCAGUUGUCAUGUCUGCAUAAAGCCCAGUCUCUCAGAAGAAAGAAGAGGCGAAACAUGCUGGCAAUCUUCAGUUUCCGUAGGAACCGCAAUUCAAUCCAAGCCAAUCAUGGGACAGAGAGCAGAGGAGGGGGUGUGGCCUCUGGAGAAGAGUGUCGGACGAUGGCGAUGGCACCCACUGGCAAUGCCACUGAAAACGUGUACACCCUGCUCCAGCCCCCAAGGAUUUCUGGGAAGGCAGAGCCCUCCAGGGAAGGCCCUGAUGGGAAGGUGGAGGACCAGAGGGGGGAGGACCAGGGGGGGCCGGCGGGAGUCCGGCCGGUGCAGGGCAUACCACUGCCUGGUAUGGGGGGACAAAAGCCCCCCUCAUUCUCACCUAGACAGAAGCCCGAGCCCGACCAGGAGCCGUACAGACAGACAGACAGACAGGCAGGCACAGACACACACAGACUGCAGCAGGCAGAGGUAGGCAGGCAGACAGUAUCUACCAUGCAGACAGACAGGCAGACAGUAUCUACCAUGCAGACAGAAAGACAGACCGCAUGUACCAUGCAGACAGACCGGCAGACAGUAUCUACCAUGCAGACAGACAGACAGACAGUAUCUACCAUGCAGACAGACAGACAGACAGUAUCUACCAUGCAGGCAGACAGACAGACAGACAGACAGACGGUAUCUACCAUGCAGAUUGAAAGACUGAAGGCUGCAGUCAUGUGGAUUGACAGACAAACAGCCUCAGUGGACAGACAGACAGUGUCAGCAGAUAGACAGACUGACAAACAGACAGUAUCAGCAGAUAAACAGAGAGAAUUAGCAGAAAGGCAGACAGUAUCAGUAGAUAGACAGACAGUUUCAGCAGAUGGACAGACAACAUCAGCAGAUAAGCAGAGAGUAUUAGCAGAAAGGCAGACAGUAUCAGUAGACAGACAGACUGUGUCAGCAGACAGACAGACAGUAUCAGCAGAUAAACAUACACACAGACAGACUGUAUCAGUAGAUAGACAGACAGUUUCAGUAGAUGGACAGACAGUAUCAUCAGAUAGACAGAGAGUAUUAGCAGAAAGGCAGACAGUGUCAGCAGACAGACAGACUGACCGACAGACAGUAUCAGCAGAUAAACAUACACACAGACAGACUGUAUCAGUAGAUGGACAGACAGUAUCAUCAGAUAGACAGAGAGUAUUAGCAGAAAGGCAGACAGUGUCAGCAGACAGACAGACUGACCGACAGACAGUAUCAGCAGAUAAACAUACACACAGACAGACUGUAUCAGUAGAUGGACAGACAGUAUCAUCAGAUAGACAGAGAGUAUUAGCAGAAAGGCAGACAGUAUCAGUAGACAGACAGACAGUGUCAACAGACAGACAGACUGACAGACGGACAAUAUCAGUAGAUAGACAGAGAGUAUUAGCAGAAAGACAGACAGUAUCAGUAGACAGACAGACUGUAUCAGCCAUACAGUCUAACAGACAGACACCACCAACAGUGCAGCCUGACAGACAGACAAUAUUAACGGACAGACAGACAGUAUCAGCAGACAGACAGACUGACAGACAGACAGUAUCUGUGGACAGACAGACUGACAGACAGACAGUAUCAGCAGACAGACAGACUGACAGACAGACAGUGUCAGCGGACAGACAGACGGACAGACAGACAGUGUCAGUCAUGCCGACGGCUGCAGUCGCACAUAUUGACAGACAGGCAGUAUUGUACAUGCAAGCAGACAGACAGACAGUAUCAGCCAGUAUCAUACAGUCUAACAGACAAACAGUAUCAAUAGACAGACAGACUGACAGACAGGCAGUAUCAACCAUACAGUCUAACAGACAGACACCACCGACAAUGCAGCCUGACAGACAGACAUUUUUGGCAGACAGACAGACAGUGUCGGCCAUGAGGACAGACAGACAGACACAAGGGCCACCCCCAUUGGUCGAGAGGCAGGCCCCGCCCAGCGCUCAGACGGACAGACACACAAGGCCGGGGGGACAGACGGACAGACAGAUGGGAGGUCCGCCCCUGGAGGAGAAGAGGCGAUGCCGAGGAGGUCCGGAGGGAGGCGUCCCGCUGGGGGGGAAACCCGACCCCCCUCCCCAGAGCACCAAGCCAAACCUGGCCAAACUCAGACAGAGACCCCUGCUGGACAGCCCUGGGCCAGAGGAGGAGGGAAGGACGGAACGAGAGAGAGACAUGGGGAGAAGAGAAAAGAAAGACAGAGAAGAAGACGUGGACAGAGGAAGAGAAACUGAAGGGCGACCUCCACCCAUCCCUGAAAAGAAGGGUAGCAUGCAGCCAAAUGUAUCCAGUUCUGUGACCACACCAAAGGAUGUAUCCAAUGAGAGGAAGAUCCAGCCUCCCGCUCCUCCUACCUCUAUCAAGCCUGUGCUAGGAUUGGUUACUGGGGCUGUCUCUCAAGGUGAGGAGGUGGUGCGAUCCACAGUGCCUGUGAAGCCCCUGAGGAAUAAGAAAGCCCUGUCCUGUGAUGCAGGCACCAGCAGGGACAGCCUCGGUACUGUGGAAAGGCCCCCAAAUCGCAAACCCCCUGUGAAAAAGCCCAGACUCCCCCAGAACAGAAACAAAUCUCUGGACUACCCUGAGCUUUGUCGUCAUCAUCUUCGUCAUCAUCAGAAUCAUCAUCAUCAACAACAUAAUCAUCAGCAUCAUCAUCAUGAUCAUCAUCGCCAUCAUCAUCAUCAUCUUCAUCAUCAACAUCAUCCUCAUCAUCAGUGUCAUCAUCAUCAUCAACAACAUCAUCAUCAGUGUCAUCAGAAUCAUCAUCAUCAUCAUCAACAACAUCAUCAGCAUCAUAAACAUCAUCACCAUCAUCAACUUUUAUUUCAACAGCGGCAGCGCGGCGCCUAGCAACAAGGAACCGUUGUGACGACAGCGGAACUGACCUGAGGGACGCCGCGGAGAAAGGGUUCCCAUGACAACUGGGCAAAUCGGGAAAGGGGGAUAGAGAGAAAAAUAAGGGAGAAAGAGAGUGAGAGAGAUUCUAUAGGCUCACCAGACGUUGUUAACCCUGAAAGUUCUGUCUCCCUACUGCCGAAGCUCAAACAUUCCAACGUUAUACAUCUUCUGAAUAUUAUUUGAGUGGGCGUGGUCAAGUUUACUACCGUGGCCACAGAUGCUCUGUACUGUACAGCACCAGAAGCGCCUGUUACCUACCGAAACCUCCUGCAGUUGACAACCAGAGAGAACGGAAAGGAAAGCAGGAGUUGAGUAUCUGGUGAGUCUAGAGAAUCUGCGCUCAAACGCACACAACAACACGUAACAGUCCUCUUGCCUUUUAGUUCCCAGAAUGCAAUGCAGCAGACAGAUGCAGGAGCUGGGAUUUGAGCUUUAACAGUUUCCUCUGUUUUCGCGCUCUCUCUCUCUCUCUCUCUCUCUCUCUCUACUCAGCUGAUACUGAACUGUUACUUUAACUGUCACUAAGAAGAAAGUGAAACCUUUUUAAAACGUUGGACUCUCUUUCUCUGCACUAACUGCUGUUAAAAUGACUGUGCUUGCAGUUUACUGAGAAGCCAAGAACUGUGAGCCUGUGUAGUAUUUCUAUUAGCAUUAUUACGAUUAUUAUAAUACAUGAAAUUAUUCGGCAGUAUUGGAACAGGUUAUGGGGUGUAUUUUUCUUCGCUAAUUGCGUCAUCAAUGUUAUUGGGCUUUUUUUUUCUCUCUGAUACAUUUUUUGAUCAGUGUUAACAUCGUUUGCAAUGGUUGAAACUUGAAAUAAGCUGUUGAUAGAUUUUUUUAAAAUCAAAUGAAACUAACCGAUUUGUUAUUUAUUUCCUCUUUUCUUGAUUGAAAUGUGUGAUAUAUUUUAUAAAGUAAAAAAACUAUAAAUGACGUUAAUGCUGUGAUAUAUUGACUGAAUAAAGAAGUCUAUGAUGGGAGGCCUAA
Anguilla rostrata (American eel) is the source of this 7004-nucleotide messenger RNA. RefSeq names its product capping protein, Arp2/3 and myosin-I linker protein 3-like. The transcript is spliced from 42 exons. Gene Ontology annotation, cellular component: plasma membrane; lamellipodium. Bases 75 to 5969 code for a protein of 1964 amino acids. The record is from RefSeq and is a predicted model, not a curated record. Gene Ontology annotation, biological process: regulation of Arp2/3 complex-mediated actin nucleation; cell migration. Gene Ontology annotation, molecular function: protein binding. NCBI's taxonomy places the organism in Eukaryota, Metazoa, Chordata, Actinopteri, Anguilliformes, Anguillidae.